This is a messenger RNA of Dendrobium catenatum, 993 nucleotides long. RefSeq lists its product as uncharacterized. The record is from RefSeq and is a predicted model, not a curated record. The coding region runs from base 1 to 993 and encodes 330 amino acids. NCBI's taxonomy places the organism in Eukaryota, Viridiplantae, Streptophyta, Magnoliopsida, Asparagales, Orchidaceae. Gene Ontology annotation, molecular function: nucleic acid binding; zinc ion binding. The transcript has a single exon.
AUGCGGGAGGAUGGAAUGGUGAAUUUGGACCUGGAUAAGGCCUGGGGGAAUAUUCAGAAACUUGAUCGGGCGCUGGUUGGCAGUCUGCUUGGGCGGCGAGUGCCAUUCUGGGUUGUACAAAAUGAACUACAACGGAAGUGGGGACACCUCGGAUUGUCCCAAGUCACGCCAUUGGGAGCGGAUUGCUUUCUUGGAUGGUUUGAGGAUGUUGAUGCCAGGGAUAAAGUUAUGCUGGGAGGGCCUUGGUAUGUGGCCGGCCAGAUUAUUGGGGUUGAACAAUGGACUAUUGGAGCUCGAUCUAGACAGGGUAGGAAGUUCUCUUCACCUGUUUGGAUUCGCCUUCCUAAUCUUCCACUGGAAUAUUGGGAUGAGGCCAAUCUUGUGAGGAUGGCUGCUGGAGUGGGGGAACCGUUAUACAUGGACAAACAAACUAAGAGGUGGGACCGAUGUGCCUUUGCUCGUGUUUGUGUCCAAUUAGACCUCUCUAAGAAGCUGCCUAAAGGAGUGUGGGCGAAUGGGCUGGGAGGAGCAUUUUUCCAACCGGUUGAAUAUGAGGGCAUCCCUCUAAUUUGCCAGGCAUGUGGGAAGGUUGGUCAUAAGGCGGAGGGCUGUAGGGAAUCGGUUCCUCCCGCUAUGUGGAUUCAUCCUGCAUGGGGCCAUGAGGUGCCCACUGCCAAUGGCCAAUUGAAAGAAAUGGAGGUGGAUCGGGGGAAUGACGGUAACGUGGUUAAUGCAUCUGGCUCGAUUGGCGGGGAUUCCAGCACGGGGAAUGUGGAUCAAGGAGAAUGGACUAUCGUGAACAGAAGAAGGCGAUCUAGACCGACCAAAUUCGGAGCAAAACCCACUGAUGUAAACAAUGCUCAACUCAAUAUGCCCAGAAAAGCAACCAAUAGCACAACCUGGAAGGUUGUGGCGGAUGGAAAUGUCCCCAAGGGGAACCCGAUGAGGGAGGGGAGUUCGACUGGUAAGGAAUCUACCAUGACACCACGAUAA